CUCUUCUUAGUAACCUCCUAAGCCAUGAAAUAGUCGCAAAGGCCCUUUCUUCGUCUUCGUUUCUAAUUGCUUUCGACGACAAUCGAUCGUAGAGAAGUCUACCUCGUAGACAUCUCUCUCACAAAUCCAAUUCAAUUACCAUUGUUUGUUAUUAUCUGAUGUCGAAUAUGCAAUUCUCUCGUGGUUUUAAUCCCUUUGUUAUCCUCUUCUGUCUCGCCGUGGUUGCACCAAUUAUAUCGGCUGAUGUCGCUAUCUUGAGAACGGACUAUUACCAAAAAACAUGUCCUGAUUUCCACAAAAUUGUGCGUGAAGCCGUUACAACCAAACAAGUCCAACAACCAACAACUGCGGCCGGGACCCUCCGUCUCUUUUUCCAUGAUUGUUUCCUUGAAGGUUGUGAUGCAUCUGUCUUGAUCGCGACCAACUCGUUCAACAAAGCGGAACGCGAUGAUGAUCUCAAUGAUUCCCUCCCGGGAGAUGCUUUUGACAUCGUCACCCGCAUCAAGACAGCUCUCGAGUUGUCUUGUCCUGGUGUAGUAUCAUGCGCGGAUAUUCUAGCGCAGGCUACACGUGACCUUGUCACAAUGGUAGGAGGACCUUACUUUGACGUAAAGCUUGGUCGUAAAGACGGAUUCGAAUCCAAAGCUCAUAAAGUCAGAGGAAAUGUCCCAAUGGCAAACCAGACUGUUCCUGACAUCCACGGGAUAUUCAAGAAAAACGGUUUUAGUCUUCGCGAGAUGGUAGCAUUAAGCGGGGCUCACACCAUUGGAUUCUCUCACUGCAAAGAGUUUUCCGACAGACUCUACGGAUCCCGUGCUGAUAAAGAAAUCAACCCGCGAUUCGCAGCCGCUCUCAAAGAUCUUUGCAAAAACCACACCGUGGAUGAUACAAUCGCCGCGUUUAACGACGUGAUGACUCCAGGAAAGUUCGACAACAUGUACUUCAAGAACCUAAAGCGAGGGCUAGGGCUUUUAGCGUCUGACCACAUCCUUAUUAAAGACAACAGCACCAAGCCGUUUGUGGAUCUAUACGCAACUAACGAGACAGCAUUCUUUGAGGAUUUCGCUCGUGCGAUGGAGAAACUUGGCACGGUCGGCGUCAAGGGCGAUAAAGAUGGAGAAGUGAGACGUAGGUGCGACCACUUCAACAAUCUCAACGUUUAAGAAGAAAAAGAAAACACAAAACCAUAUAAAUAUAAUAUUAUUUCUGUUUUAUUUGCGGAGGAGUUGAGGAGAAGAAAGGUUUGGUUGGUAUAUAUGUUUAAUAACUACCUAUUAUAAGCAAGAUCUUGUAACAAUUCAAGUUGGGAUGUUUAAUUUUUCCAUGAAAAUUCAAACUGUUGUAUUGAAAGUAUAUAGAUAAAAUAACAUAUUAUAUAUCGAACAAUUGUAGUUAACAUACAUUUUGUAGUUGAUAUUUGAUAAUGUUACACAACAAUCAAUUCAUUUGUUUCCAGUUAAAUGACAGAAAUCACAGAAUUAGAGAGGAUUAUUGUCAUUUCAUUAAUUUCCACUGCAAUAUGAAUAUACUA
Messenger RNA from Arabidopsis thaliana (thale cress), 1531 nucleotides. RefSeq names its product Peroxidase superfamily protein. The record is from RefSeq and is marked reviewed. Gene Ontology annotation, biological process: hydrogen peroxide catabolic process; response to oxidative stress; cellular oxidant detoxification. Gene Ontology annotation, molecular function: peroxidase activity; lactoperoxidase activity; heme binding. Lineage: Eukaryota; Viridiplantae; Streptophyta; Magnoliopsida; Brassicales; Brassicaceae. Gene Ontology annotation, cellular component: extracellular region. The coding region runs from base 159 to 1163 and encodes 334 amino acids. The transcript has a single exon.